UGACAUGUAACCUGAUGCCGGUGAUCUGAGGCAAAGUCCGUCAGAGAAUCGUUAAACUAACGGAAAAUAAAUAGAUUUAAAGUAUGUCAGUGACAUUAAACUGACACUGCAGUUUUAUAGAAGUUACAUUUUUGACUAAGAAACUGUUUUAACAGAUUUAAAGACACAUUUCGCGUUAAAGACGACUGAAGUUUAUCGCUAACGUUAGCUAACGCUGUUGUCUGAGUAGCUACCGAAGCUAACGCGAGCUAACAGGAUUAGCUCUGUGGGAUUAACACAAAAUAAAGGUGUACUGAUGGCCGUGAGGAGGAGCACCGGGUCGCGACACACUGGGGAGCUGUAAAGGAUGCUCCAGGGGCCGUACACCAGCCUGGACCGGGACCGUCCCCUCAUCCGGCUCCCUUUCACCAGCUUCGCCGUGGGGACGGUGCUGCUGCCUCUGACCGGCCUCAUCGCCUGCCUCUUCAUUUCACUGGUGUACCACUUUGAGGAUGCAACGUUCACACACUGUCAUGUAUCAAACUACCUCCCGUCCAUUAGUGCCGCCAUCAGUCGUGUUCCAGAGCGCUACAUCUGGCGUGGCUGCAUCGGUCUGCACUCGGCACCGCGCUACCUGGUGUCCGCAGCCUACUUCAGCUUCUACCGCGGCCGCUUUGCCAAGAGACUGCCAGAGCUUCUGCUGAGUGGGCUGGCUCUCCUCUGCAGCCUCGCCGAGAACACCGGCCUGCUGCUGCUCACAUACGUGGCGUCCACCGAAACCUACAAUGUUCACAAAAAUGGUUUCAUCAUGUUCAUCGGGAGCUCGCUGGUGCACAUGCUCAUUACAUGCAGACUGUGGCAGGUGAUCAGGAGACACUAUGUGAACCCAGAGGAAAUGACAUCAUACCGCUGGAAGGUGCGUCUCUUCCUGUUUAACAUCAGCUGUUGUCUGGCUGCCGCUUACUUCUUCAGACGCCACAACAAGUACUGUGAGACAGGAGUCUACACCCUCUUCGCCUUCUUUGAGUACCUGGUGGUCUUCUCCAACAUGGCGUUCCACAUGACGGCGUUCUGGGACUUUGGGAGUAAGGAGGUGAUCGUGGCGACGCCUCCUGAAGACAAACGGUUCUGAGCCGCAGCCUCACCUGUGGACUGUUUAAAGAAAAGGUGAAAAGAAACCUGCCAACGAGACGCCAGGUCAAAGCUGCGUGUGAACACAUGAAGGCGUCCAACUGAUCACACUUCUCAUCAUUCCAACGACACGUCUGUGCUCUUACACCUGCUGAUGAAGCAGAGUCGUGACGGUGAUUAUGGUUCAAACAUUUUUAUAAAAACUUCAGCGAUACCACAAAUGUCCUGAGCUCUGUGGAGGACGAAACAUGACUUAAGUAUCAAUAAAUAAAUACAGGAGUAAAUAAAUAAUUUAAUGACUAAAGAGAUAAAUAAAUGAAUAUAUAAAUAAAUGUAUAAAUACAAGAAUAAAUAAAUUAAUAUGGAAAUGAAUAAUUAAAAAAUAAAUAAAUGCACUAAAAAUAUUAAAAAUUUAAAAUAGAUGUUAAAAUAUAUAUGGAAAUAAUUAGAUUAAUGCAUUAAUAAAUUAAAAUAAAAGUUGAUCAUGAAACAGGACAAAUUUAUGUAUUUUAAAUGUAUUUCUACAUGUUUGUACAGCUACUUUUAUUUAUUUAUAUAUUUCUGUGUCUGAAUGUUAAUAAGGUAGGAGGUCCUAAUCUCUGCAUUUAUUUCUUUAUUCCUUUAUAUAUAUUUAAGCAUUUAUUUAUUCUGUCAUUUAUUAUUUAUUCUCAUUCAAUACAUUUAUUUUUUGAUACUGAUGUUAUUUUCUGUCCUCCACAGAGCACAUUAGUCUACAAAAAACUUUUCAAACAUUAAGAAACGACUUCUUAAAAGCGUUUAUGUGUAAUGUUAUUAUUUUUAUUAUUAUCUAAUUAGUUGGCCGUGCUCGUCCUGAUAUGAGCCUUUAAACUUACACGUAAUAAUAAUAAAUUGCUGCAAAAGGUCUUAAUACACGCUGAUGUUUCACUGCGCCUUCAACAGAGCUGUCACGUCGGGGUUUUCUACUUCAAAUUUUACAGUGGUUUCUGCUAGUGGCAGCCAUGUUGCUAACUCUAGCUAAUGCUAACACUAGCAGUGUGUCUCAGAUCACAUACUUUCGUACUAAACACUUAAUAUUUUGAGUGCACAAGUGCGUCUACAGACUCUACACUGUAUAGCCUGGAGAAUGCAGUGUACUACUGGUGGUGUAAAAGUUGAUUGUGGAAUGAUGGACCUCUCAUCCUCAACGGUCGCCAUCUUUGUGAUGUAACAGACUUCUCAGUGUUUGACAUGGCGGCUGGAGACACCAAGGAGCUCGUUAGUUGUACCUGGCACUAAGCACCAAAACUGUUGUCAAAUAGAAGCCAUCAGUAAUGUUUGUUGGGUCUGUGAUGACACACAAUAAUGUGAGUGCCAACGUUAGCUUGCUAGCUAACAUUAGCAUUCACUAACUAGCUAACUUGCUUCUAGCUACGGCACAUUUAAUCAGCCUUGAUGUACUUUCGGUUUAUGUGUGGGCGGAGAUAGCGGUCAAAUGUUGACGAUAAUGCUCCACUGUCUGUUUGCAAUUUAAAAAGAAGACGAAGAAGAAGAGGCGGUUGGAAAAAAAAAAAGCCAUUGUCACUUCUGGGAAGUGCAAAACACUGGUG
Messenger RNA from Epinephelus fuscoguttatus (brown-marbled grouper), 2678 nucleotides. RefSeq names its product post-GPI attachment to proteins 2 (gene pgap2). The record is from RefSeq and is a predicted model, not a curated record. Gene Ontology annotation, cellular component: Golgi membrane; endoplasmic reticulum membrane. Lineage: Eukaryota; Metazoa; Chordata; Actinopteri; Perciformes; Serranidae. The transcript is spliced from 6 exons. Bases 347 to 1111 code for a protein of 254 amino acids. Gene Ontology annotation, biological process: GPI anchor biosynthetic process.